Molecule: messenger RNA, 537 nt
Organism: Aspergillus calidoustus
Lineage: Eukaryota; Fungi; Ascomycota; Eurotiomycetes; Eurotiales; Aspergillaceae
Source: the annotation of a GenBank genome assembly
AUGACGGAACCAGUCGCACCCAUCGAGUCACACCCGCCAGUAUCAUCAGCAAAUCCAGCCCCAACAUCACAAGGGGAGAGAGCUCCAACGCCCGAAGAACCCAUUUCCGGACCUAGGAUAACAAUUCAAUACUGCACGCAGUGUAAAUGGAUGCUCAGGGCCGCUUAUUUCGCCCAAGAACUCCUCUCCACAUUCAGCACUGAUAUUGGCGAGAUCGCGCUGGUGCCGAGGACGGGGGGUGUCUUCCGGGUUACGAUUUUCCCAUCUGCUUCGACAUCUUCGACUUUACCCAGUGGUGAGGGUGAGGAGGGGGAGGUUCUCUGGGAUCGGAAGAGGGAUGGCGGGUUUCCUGAGGUGAAAGUGCUCAAGUCCCUUGUUAGGGAUGUGAUUGAUCCGUCGAGGGAUCUGGGGCAUACGGAUCGGGCGUUGAGGAAGGGGUCUACUGUCGCUACCCCUGCUCCCAAGACUGCUGCUCCUCCUACACCUUCCGCACAGACGACGGCUCCAGUAGACAAGACCUGCGAAGACUGUCGGUAA